GUGGGUGCAGUUUUUUUGCUCUUCAGGGUUGGAUCGGGCUAUCCAUCUAAGCCCGCGGCAGGGAUCAUUCCGCUUCUAUCCCCAAAAUUAUGUAUCCUUUUCCGGAUUUUACUUCUCAUGUGCCCCAGAAAUUAAUUGUAUACGACCUCUCCCAAAAUUUCUGUAUUCUUUUCAGUAUUUAGCUUUAUUGACAUCUAACGAUUUCUUCCGAGUUCGGAAUUCAAAGAAUCGAAGAAUAACAGUGGAUACCUGAUGGGGAAUCGCAAAUCAAAAUCAUCCAAAAGGAAAAGCUCUGAGGUUAUUCGAAGUAAAAAAAGUAGAAAAUCAAAGAAGAAGCUUUCACGCCGCCGCCAUUCCAUUUCAUCUUGUUCCGAUGAUGAUUCCGUAAGUUCAAUAUCCUUCUACUCAUCUAGUUCAGAUGAGGAUUAUAGAAGCAGGAAAAGUCAUUCACUCUCACGUGCUGAUGUGAAAAGUAAGAAGAAAAGGGCUGAGGGGAGGGCAUCAUCCAAACGAAAGAAAAGGGAUGAGAAGGGGGUAUCCUCUAACCAAGAGAGCAACGAGGAUUGCAAACCUUCAAGGAAGAGGAAAAAGUCGAGGAGUAAAAAGCGAACUGAACAUGAGAGGCCUCAAAAGAAGCAAAGAAGAGAUUCAAGCAUCAGUUCUGCUACUAGUGAUUCUUUGAGCUGCUCAAGUUGUGAAUUUGAGCACAGUAGUAGCAAGGAGAUUGAGUUUGGGUGCAGGUCUGGGAAAAAGAUAAGAGACAGGAGAAAUCCAGAUGUACAUAAAGUUGAAGCUAAGGAAAGUGGAAGCAAGUCGGCCAAUUCUCUUUCAACUGGGGACCAUUCCAAUUUCCACAAUGCUAGUCCAAUGGGGGAGGAACCUGCGGCUGAUAGUUUGAAUAAUGCUAGGCGCAUAAGAUCUGUUAUUACUGUUAUAGAACACCCACUCGAGGAGGAGGAAGAGAAUCUAUCCAAAAUUAAUGAUGUUGGUAACGGAGCAAGAGAAAAUACAUUUGCAUGCCAUUCUGAUGCUGUAAUUGAUACGAGCAAUGCUGUACAAAAGAUUACAGAUAACGAAGGUUUUGAUGAUGUAAUUGGUGAACCCACUUCUCGUGGAAAGAGUGUUGCUAACCAGUGUGUAAAUCAGGAUGGCUCAACGAACCUUGGGGACUCUGAGAAGGUGUUUGGAGUGAGUGAUAGUGUGGUCUUUGUUAAUGCAACCACUUCAGGUAGUGAAGACCUUGAGCUGAUUUUGAGGCAGAAGGCCUUGGAGAAUCUGAGGAAAUUCCGAGGCAAGAUUCAAGGAGUACCAAUAAAGUCUGAAAAUGUUAGCAAUAUGCUACUCAAGGAAGAAGGCUCUAAGGCUAUAAAGGUAACCUCAGCUGUGGGACAGAGCAGCAAUAGUGGGUUGAGUAAAGAGAUCAUGCAACCCAAAAUGGCUGAAAAUUAUACAAAAGUCGAAUCUCGAGUCACUAGACAAAGUCAUAUCCAGAAACCCGACGGAUAUGCACUCUGUAAGAAUGUUAGCAGAAAGGAUCACAUUAAUGCCACACCUGCUAUCCAUGAAAAAUCAAAAACAAGUGAACAAGCAUCUUCCAAUGAAGCUCCAUUGGAUGGAAAAGAUCGUUCAUGCAAAAAUAUUCCAGAGCUGAGUAAUGCCACAAAUUCUGCUAUGGCCAAACCAACUUCUAGCGUUAGAACUUUGGAAGAGCGUAGUUCAAAUGACCAAGCUGAGGCCAAGGAUGGAGAGCAGUUUCAGCAAAAGACAAUGUCUGUCAUGAGGAGUGGUGAAAUGGUACAGGUGAGCUACAAGGUGUACAUCCCUAAAAGAGCUCCCGCAUUGUCUAGGAGGCAACUCAAGCAGUGAUUCAGCAGUUUAAUAUUCUUCUGUGCAGUGCUAUUUCAUCAAAUUUAGAUGACAUUAUUAAUCAACUGGUGACAAAUCCUCGCCUGCAUCAGGGGUUUUAUGUCUUUAUUUUUAGCGCAUUCUCCUAAAUUUAGACAUUUCAAGUCGUUACUAAUGGUUGAUGUGGACUGUAGAAACUAAAAGAGUUUGAAGUUCUACAUUGAGGAUUGGGU
Cuscuta campestris is the source of this 2078-nucleotide messenger RNA. The record is from the annotation of a GenBank genome assembly. Lineage: Eukaryota; Viridiplantae; Streptophyta; Magnoliopsida; Solanales; Convolvulaceae.